AUGAGACAAGUUCGAUCGCAAGAGACAAAUGAGGACCGUGAGCACCGUUUAGCUUACAAUAGAGAACAAACUGCGGAAUCUCGGGCAUCAGAGUCCAGUUUUAAUAAUGAAACGCGCUUAGCUACAGAUCGCGAACGUCACGCGUUGUCUCGCGCUUCGGAAACAUUAACAAAUUACUCUCAGCGUUUAAAAGUAGACCGUGAACGUCAUAUCGAGUCUCGAGCUUUAGAGACGUUUACGGAGCAUUCAGAAAGGUUGACUGCAGACCGUGAACGUCAUGCUGAAAGUCGCGCUUCAGAAACGUUUACGCAAUAUUCAGACCGCUUGACAGCAGACCGUGAGCGUCAUGCUGAGUUUCGCGCUUCGGAAACAAUUACGGAGUGUUCAGAACGGUUGACUGCAGACCGUGAACGUCAUGCUGAGUCUCGCGCUUCAGAAACGUUUACUCAUUAUUCGGAACGCUUGACUGCAGACCGUGAGCGUCAUGCUGAGUCUCGCGCUUCAGAAACGUUUACUCAAUAUUCGGAACGCUUGACUGCAGAUCGUGAGCGUCAUGUCGAGUCUCGCGCUUCGGAAACAUUUACGGAGUGUUCAGAACGGUUGACUGCAGACCGUGAAAGUCAUGCUGAGUCUCGCGCUUCAGAAACGCUAACUCAAUAUUCGGAACGCUUGACUGCAGACCGGGAACGUCAUGCAAGAUCACGUGCUUCGGAAUCAUUUACUCAAUAUGAAGCGAGGUUAGCAGCAGAUAGGGAGAGCCGUUCGAAUACCAUUGAGGAUAAAGAAGACAUGGAGGAGAAUCAAGAUGGUCGAAAUUCUGAGCUAGUUAGUAUUGAUGAUAGGCCAGUUUCUGAUCUAACCCGCCCUUCAAGAAAAAGAAAUAUGAGAGGUCUGAAUUCACUUCUAGACAAAGCAAAAGUAGUGGUAAGCGAGCUCAACACAGAAUCAAUGAUCGAAAAAGAAGGCACAAACGAAUUCUAA
Parnassius apollo (apollo) is the source of this 981-nucleotide messenger RNA. The record is from the annotation of a GenBank genome assembly. Lineage: Eukaryota; Metazoa; Arthropoda; Insecta; Lepidoptera; Papilionidae.